AUGAUUAAUCUGCAUGAUGUUCCUGGAAGUGGAAAGGAUGGGCGUGUAUUACAUGAAGACAUUCAGAGAUAUUUAGCUGGACAAAAUCAAUCAAAGUCUCACUUUGAAACUGGUGCUCAGUCUGAACAAGAUCUUACAAGCAAAUAUGAUGACAAGAUUGUACCUCUCAGUAUUAUACAAUGCGUAAUGAGAGACAAAAUGACAGAAUCACAACUAAUACCACAUUUUGUUCUGUCCGACGAGAUAGACAUGUCUAAACUAGUGGAAUUUCGCCGGUCAAUUAAUGAAAAGCUUAUAAAACUGAACAAUAUAAAAAUAACAUAUUUGCCCUUCUUUAUAAAAGCUGCAUCUUUUGCCUUGAAUGAAUUUCCAAUAUUAAACUCUCAGCUGGAUGAGAAACAUGAAAAUAUUAUAUAUAAGCAAAACCACAAUAUUGGAAUUGCAUUGGAUACGAAAAAUGGACUGAUCGUUCCAACAAUAAAAAGUGUCCAGAACCUAUCAGUUGUACAGAUUGCAGAGGAAAUUUAUCGUUUACAACAACUUGGGUUGGAAGGAAAGUUGAGCCUGACUGACCUUGAAGGAGGUACAUUUACUCUUUCUAAUAUUGGCAGUAUUGGUGGUAUGUUUAACGCACCGUGUAUUGUGCCUCCACAAGUGGCUAUUGGUGGUAUAGGCAGGAUUCAGGUGGGUUUAAGUGUUAUCAAAAACAGCAGAAGUUUCCUAAAUUUAAAUUCCAAGAACUCAGAUUAA
Trichobilharzia szidati is the source of this 750-nucleotide messenger RNA. Lineage: Eukaryota; Metazoa; Platyhelminthes; Trematoda; Strigeidida; Schistosomatidae. The record is from the annotation of a GenBank genome assembly.